AUGUCGAAGUUCACAGGCCGGGACAUCCGGCGAGGUGAGGCACUGGACACCAGCAAGAUCGAGAGCAUCCGGAUGGGGACAACAGUUGCGACGAAUGCGCUGCUGGAGCGGAAAGGCGAGAAGAUGGCCCUCGUCGUCACCCGCGGUUUCAAAGACUGUCUAGAGAUCGGGAACCAGUCAAGACCCAAGAUCUUUGACCUCGCCAUCCGCAGACCAGACGUUCUCUACCAGAAAGUCAUCGAGAUCGACGAGCGUGUCACGCUCGAGGACUACGCUGAGGAUCCCGAGCGGAAUCAGACCAAGGUGGAGGCCAAGCACGAGGAUUAUAAGGACCAUGAGCUCGUGGGCGGCUUGUCCGGCGAGGCUGUGAGGAUCUUACAUAGACCUGACGAGGACAAGGUCAAAGAGCAGCUGAAGAGCCUAUAUGACGACGGGUUCCGCAGUGUCGCCGUGUGUCUGAUGCAUGGCUACACGUUCCCCGAGCACGAGGCAUUGGUCGGCAAGCUGGCACAAGAAAUCGGAUUUGAAAACGUCAGCUUGAGCCAUGCGCUCAUGCCCAUGAUCAAGCUUGUGCCGCGAACAACCUCUGCUUGCGCGGAUGCGUACCUCACGCCGGCAAUCAAAAAGUACAUCUCAGGGUUCCAGGCGGGCUUCGAAGGUGGUCUUGGAACCGAGAGCGUCAAAAAGGAAGGUGGGGAUAAAGGCGCCAGGUGUGAAUUUAUGCAAUCUGACGGUGGGCUGGUGGAUGUGGACAAGUUUUCAGGACUACGAGCGAUUCUCUCGGGCCCGGCGGGUGGUGUCGUUGGGUAUGCUUUGACAUCAUACGACCCGGAGACAAAGACACCGGUCAUCGGCUUCGAUAUGGGAGGCACGAGCACAGAUGUCAGUCGGUAUGGCGCCGGUCGAUAUGAACACGUGUUCGAGACUACAACGGCGGGCGUCACUAUUCAGUCUCCUCAAUUGGACAUCAACACUGUGGCGGCAGGGGGUGGGUCCCGGUUGUUCUUCAGAAACGGCCUCUUCACAGUUGGACCUGAAUCUGCAGGCGCCCAUCCUGGACCGGCAUGUUACCGCAAAGGCGGCCCCUUGACAGUCACGGAUGCAAACCUCUUCCUCGGACGCCUCCUCCCAGAUUUCUUCCCUAAGAUCUUCGGAAAGAAUGAAGACGAAGGCCUUGACCCCGAAGCAAGCAAAAAACUCUUUGACGAGCUAACCCAAGAAAUCAACAGCAAGACAGACAAGCACAUGUCUGCCGACGAAGUCGCUUAUGGCUUCAUCAAGAUCGCGAACGAAACCAUGACUCGACCAAUCCGCUCGCUGACCGAAGCCAAGGGUCACGAUACAUCACAACAUCGUUUAGCGACAUUCGGCGGUGCUGGCGGCCAACACGCCGUCGCGAUCGCCGAGUCACUCGGCAUCCGCCAGAUCCUGGUCCACCGGUAUUCCUCUGUGUUAUCGGCGUAUGGCAUGGCUCUCGCAGACGUGGUGGACGAGUCACAGGUUCCCGAGUCUCAUGUGUGGGACCUCUCUGGCGCUAAGCGCGAAGGCUUGCAGUCGAAGCUCGACGAGCUGAAGCGGCGCUCGCGCAAACGGCUCCAAGACCAAGGUUUCGACGAUGACUCCAUCCAGUACGAAGAAUAUCUCAACAUGCGCUACCGUGGCACCGAGUCCGCACUGAUGGUCAUCAAACCGUCCGCAGAGGAGUCCAAGGACCUGUACAAGGGCGACGAGUUCGCGUUCGGCGCAGCCUUUGUACGUCAACAUGAACAAGAAUUCGGCUUCACGCUACCAGACAGGGAUAUCAUCGUCGACGACGUCCGGGUCCGCGGUAUCGGCAAAUCGUUUCGCGGCAUGUCGAAGACGGCCGACCAGCAACUCAAAGAAAUCAAACCUACAAAUGUAUCCUCUGACAAGGCCUACGCGACCUCGCAGGUGUACUUCGAAGGCGGCCGGCAAGAAACCAAGAUCUACAAAUUAGAAGACCUUGAUGUCGGAACACGCGUAGCCGGGCCCGCGAUCAUCGCCGACGGCACGCAGACGAUCGUGGUGACGCCGGGCGCAACGGCGCUGGUGAUCGAGACGCACGUAGUGAUCAACAUCGGAGAGGAAGCGGCGGCGAAGAGAGCGAACACGUCGGAGGUCGACCCAAUCCUGCUCUCGAUCUUCGCGCACCGGUUCAUGGCGAUCGCGGAGCAGAUGGGCCGGGCGCUUCAGAAGACGUCGGUCAGCACGAACGUCAAAGAGCGGCUUGACUACAGCUGCGCCCUGUUCGACGCCGCGGGCGGCCUCGUCGCCAACGCGCCCCAUCUGCCCGUCCACCUGGGUUCCAUGUCGACGUGCGUGCGCACGCAGGCGAAGAUCUGGGAAGGCAAGCUGAAGAAGGGAGACGUUGUCGUCUCGAACCACCCUGAGUACGGCGGCACCCAUCUCCCGGAUAUCACGGUCGUGACGCCCGCUUUCUCGUCGAGCGGAGAAAUUGUGUUUUACGUGGCGAGUCGCGCCCACCACGCGGAUAUUGGAGGCAUUCUCCCGGGCUCCAUGCCGCCGCACUCCCGUGAGCUCUACCAGGAGGGCGCGGCGAUCAAGUCUGAGAAACUUGUCUCGGAGGGCCAGUUCGACGAGGAGCGCAUCACGCAGAUCCUGUACGAGGAGCCUGCCCAGUAUCCGGAUUGCAGCGGGACCCGGUGUCUUGCGGACAACAUCAACGAUCUCAAGGCCCAGAUCGCGGCAAACCAGAAAGGCAUCAACCUGAUCAGCACCCUGAUUGAGGAUUAUGGCGAGGAUGUGGUGCAGUACUAUAUGCACGCUAUCCAAGACAAUGCGGAGCGGAGCGUGCGGGAGCUGCUGAAGGACGUGAGCAAGAGAUUCGAAGGCAAGGAUCUUCAGGCCACGGACUACAUGGAUGACGGGUCCCCAAUCAGCCUGCGCGUGACUAUUGACGCAGAGAAGGGAGAGGCGGUGUUCGACUUCGACGGCACCGGGCCCGAGGUCUACGGCAACAUCAACGCUCCAGAGGCGGUGACGUACUCUGCGAUCAUAUACUGCCUGCGCUGUUUGAUCGAUCAGGACAUCCCGUUAAAUCAGGGGUGUUUGAAGCCCGUUGAUGUGAGGAUCCCACCUGGCAGUUUCCUGAGCCCGAGUGAAAAAGCGGCCGUGGUGGGAGGAAACGUUCUGACCAGUCAGCGCGUGACCGACGUGGUGUUCAAGUGCUUCGAGGCCUGUGCGGCGAGCCAGGGCGAUUGCAAUAAUCUGACAUUCGGUUUUGGUGGGAAUCUCAAGGGCGGUGCGCAGCAGAAAGGAUUCGGGUAUUACGAGACAAUUGCUGGUGGGAGUGGUGCUGGUAAGGACUGGGAGGGGACCAGUGGAGUUCACACGCACAUGACGAAUACGAGAAUAACAGAUGCGGAGGUGUUUGAGAGAAGAUAUCCUGUCAUUCUUCGGCAGUUCAGCCUGAGGGCUGGGAGCGGUGGUGUUGGCCAGCAUAAAGGGGGUGAUGGUGUGGUUCGUGAUAUUGAGUUCCGAAUCCCUGUCCAAGUCAGUAUCCUGAGCGAGCGCAGAGUGUACAGGCCGUACGGUCUGCAUGGUGGUGGCGACGCACAAUGCGGUAAGAAUAUCUGGGUUAGAAGAAUCAAGAAGGUCAUGAAGAAAGGGUCGGGUGGUGAGCAUGAAGGAAAGCAGCGUGAGAGUGGGAAAGACGAUGAGUACGAGGAAAAGUAUAUCAGGUAUGCCACCUGUGAUUGUCCAUGCCUUCGCUAG
Molecule: messenger RNA, 3756 nt
Organism: Exophiala aquamarina CBS 119918
Lineage: Eukaryota; Fungi; Ascomycota; Eurotiomycetes; Chaetothyriales; Herpotrichiellaceae
Product: 5-oxoprolinase (ATP-hydrolyzing)
Exons: 1
Coding region: 1-3756 (1251 amino acids)
Biological process (GO): glutathione metabolic process
Cellular component (GO): cytosol
Molecular function (GO): 5-oxoprolinase (ATP-hydrolyzing) activity
Source: RefSeq, a predicted model, not a curated record